Molecule: messenger RNA, 2531 nt
Organism: Diospyros lotus (date-plum)
Lineage: Eukaryota; Viridiplantae; Streptophyta; Magnoliopsida; Ericales; Ebenaceae
Product: calcineurin B-like protein 3
Exons: 9
Coding region: 684-1361 (225 amino acids)
Biological process (GO): calcium-mediated signaling
Molecular function (GO): kinase binding; calcium ion binding
Source: RefSeq, a predicted model, not a curated record
UAGGAAGGAGGAAGCAAAGCGGCGGGAGAGGAGAGAAAAUCUAAUCUAGUGCUGAAGCAACCCCAAAAGGCAAGAGACAGCUCAGAGAGCAUCGUCAUCGUCGUCGUCGUCACAUCACAUGGCAUGGUGCAUGAGAAGCGUGACUUUGGAUUUGAGAAGUACACGUUUUCAAUCCCAGGUGACCUCAGAAUGGCAACUCCAGCGGUGUACGGUGGCGUGCAUUGUGCAAAGCGGUUGAAUGUUUUUGUUCCGUUUCUGCGAUUACAAGAGGCAAACAACUCAGCAGCCAGCAGAAACGAAUGCACGGACAUUUUUGCCAGCAGAAAAAGCUUACGGUGCCCCUUGUUUUCUUCUUGCAACGCCACCACAACUUUGCUUCCCUUUUAUAAAAUUCGCCCUUUUUCUCUCACUCUCUCUGUCUGUCUGUCUUAUGUGUUCUCUCUUGUUGUUGUUGUUGUUCUUCUUCUUCUUCUUCUUCACCGAUACAAUCAUUUUGCCUGCUCCAACUCCAAGCCCUCGCUCGUUACCAUACCCGAGAGACGAAUGCAUAUGAAGAAGAAUUAGCCGAAGAAAGAAAGAAGAAGGAAAUGUUGCAGCAGCAGGAGUCUUCGUUCUUUCUCUGUCUCUCAACCCCACCCGGCUUUUUCUAAAUGGUAUGGGUGUUCUGAUAUCCAGAGAACAUCAUGGUGCAGUGCAUAGACGGAGUGAAGCAUAUACUUUCUGUAAUUUUGAAUUGCUGUCAGUCUGAUGCAUACAAGCAGCCGACAGGAUUUAAAAAUCCGGAAGCUCUCGCAAGGGUGACAGUGUUUAGUGUGAGCGAAAUUGAAGCACUGUAUGAGUUAUUUAAGAAAAUCAGUAAUGCUGUUACCAAUGAUGGGCUUAUCAACAAGGAGGAGUUUCAACUGGCAAUAGUUAAGACAGACAAAAAGGAGAGCUUGUUUGCAAAUCGGGUCUUCAACUUAUUCGAUACAAAGAACAAUGGAAAUCUAGACUUUGAAGAGUUUGCACGAGCUCUUUCUGUAUUUCACCCGAAUGCAACAAUCGAGGAUAAGAUUGACUUUUCAUUUCGACUUUAUGACCUGAAGCAGCAAGGUUUCAUAGAGAGAGAGCAGGUAAAGCAAAUGGUUGUGGCUACACUGGCUGAAUCUGGCAUGGUCCUUUCAGAGAAUGUCAUAGAUAGUAUUAUAGAUAAGACAUUUGAGGAAGCUGAUACUAAACAUGAUGGCAAGAUAGACAAAGAAGAAUGGUGGAGCCUGGUUCAGAAACAUCCUUCUAUUUUGAAGAACAUGACUCUUCACUACCUCAAAGACAUCACCACUGCAUUCCCAAGUUUUGUGUUUAACUCUCAAGUGAAAGACUGAGUUUUGGAACUGCGUGAAGUAUUAUGCUCCAGUUACAGGUGGGCUUGACUUGUUCCUUCUGUAGCUAUUGUGCUCAUUUUGUGAAGGAUCAGUAGGAAAGCCGUCCAGUUAGAUGCUGCAUAGAGGGAUACCGACCUCAUCUUUUUGUCCUUGGAAAUAGAACCAUCUUGGAGUAUGUGAAGUUUAUAGUGUGGAUAUCAUAUCUGUUUCUGUUGUUUGUUACUGCAGUUAGUUGGGAAAGAUAAAAACGAAAGAAUGAAUAGGUUUUUGUUGUUGAUUCUUGUUAUAUGUUGUUGUCUCUGUGCAUGCAAACAAAGUUGGUUUAUCCAACGUUCUAUGUGGAAGUGGUUAUGUUCCAAACGUAUAUAGAAGCCCCCGCUCUGGCUCUGGUUUGUGAAUUGUUGCUUAAAUUCUCAAGUUCUAAACAGUGAAAGGGCUGGAGCAGGCAUAAACUGAAGCAGUUUGCUCCCUGCUUUUUGGACAUUCUUAUAAGAAGCACUAAUCUUAUUAUGAUGUGAAACCGCAGUUUGAGAAGAGUUUAUUCCAUUUUAGCCCUACCUCUGCUGCUCAUUGAAUGUUCAUAUUAGUUAGUUCCUCAAGCGGGCAUUGGGAUAAAUUAUGACGGGUCUUGCGACUAUGAUGCAAUCAUUUUGGAGGAUGUACUUUGGAGAAUCCGCAUCGACUAUUUCAUCUUAUCCUCUGGCUGGCUGGCUGGCUGGCUGGCAGGCAUAUGCAUACAUUUUCGUUCCAUGGAUAGACACGAAGUUGAUUGAGCUCCUCAAAAAAGUAAUUAGGUUUAAGACUGAUACAGUGGGAAUGAAGAAGUUCCAGUGGCAGAUGUUACUGCCUCUGCUGCCUUGGGCUUUGUUUUGCAAAACCCUCUCUGGUAUGUUAUGGGCCCUCCACACACACACACACACGCGUAUAUAUAUAUUUGCAUCCUUGUUCCAGCAGUAAAUAAGUCCUAUAUAUAACAUAUGGUUGUUUAAGGCGAAAAUGCAUGUUAAACACUGCUUCAAAUGUUAAUAUAAACAACUACCAUUUUAUUGAUUGAAGCUACAUGAUGGAGAGUGGGGGGUUGGUGGGUAUUCUAGGAACACCUACUAUGAGUAACAAUUAAACCGAAGCAAAAAAAAAAAAAAAGCUUUUAAACCUAAGCGCCAAAGCCAA